AUGAUUCCUCAAACAACAACCUUUCUGGCUUACGCCACGCUUCUCGUGUCCGCCAGCCCUCUCGCCGUUCAACACAGAGCCGUGACAGAGCUCAACGAGGAGGCCACGAAGGAGGCGCACCCUCGCGAUGAUACCGCCACACGCGCCUUUUCCGCCGUUCAGAUCAAGACGGCCGACGGCAAGUGCUUGUUCGUUGACAAGUUGUCCGGAGACUUCCGGGCGAACCUCACCCCGAUCCAGGUAGCCGAGUGUGGCGCGACAGACGGCCAAGGUUGGGACGUCAUCACGGCUGGAAAGCACAAUGACCAGCUUAACUCGAUGCUCAUCGUGAGCACCCUGACGCAAGCUUGCUUCAACUUUGAUCCCCGCCGCGCGGCGGGUAACCAGGUCAACCUCUUCUCCUGCGGCGGACGCGCAGCGGGCGAGGGCCUGGUGACGGACUCUCAGCUCUUCGCCGUAGACAGCGGAGCGGGACCCUCAACCUUCCAGCCCAACAACGAAAAGGGCAAGUGUUUCGCGGUCAAAGGCAAGGUGGUGGACAUUGCGGACUGCAACGCCGACGACAAGGCCCAGUCUUUUGCCUUUGGCGGCAAGCCUGCGGCAGUUGGCGGAGGGAACGGAGGCGGUAAUGGAGCGGAAAACGGCGCUCAGCAGCCUGCGUCAACCACGACCGCGGCGGCCGUCGUGACGGGGAAGCCUGCUGCCGGAUGUGAUGAUAAUGACGAGACUGUCACCAUGACGCUGACGACCACGGUCAAGCCCGGUCAGGGUAACGGCGGCGGCAAUGCCAACGCUCCAGUCGCGACCGCCAAGCCCAGGGCAACAUCCGCUCCCGCGGUAACACAGCCCGCCGCCUCCUCAACCCCAGCUGCCGGAAACGGCCAGCAGGGAAACAUCCCCGCCGCCAAUCCCACCACACCUGUCCCCGUCUCUCGCGCAGGUGGCACUCUUAACCCGACCGCCGCAGCCGAGGCCAAUGCCUUUGACGAUACGGCCACUCGUGCCUUUACCAAGGUAGCUAUCCAGGCGCCCAACGGGCAGUGUCUCUCGGUUGAUCCCACCGCCGGUGACUUCCGUCAGAAUCUCAUCCCUAUCGCCGUGGCGGCUUGUGAUAAGGGUUCACCCAACCAGCAGUUCGACAUCAUUUCCAAGGGAAAGCACAAUGAUGGGAAAGACGGGGCGAUGUUGAUUGUGAGUAGCCUGACCAACGGGUGCGUGAGCACUGAUGGGCGGCGGGCGGACGGGGACACGGUCACGCUGUUCUCGUGCGGUGGUCGCGCCGCGGGCGAGGGGCUUACGAAUACCGGACAGCUGGUCAAGGUUUUCGGGGACAGCUUUUUGUGGUCGCCUGUGAAUGAUGCGGCUACGUGUGUUGUUCCUGGGAAUCGGGGUCGUUUGGUCACGGCUGCUUGUAAGGGGGACAACAGUGAGACGUACAAGAUUGUUGCUUAG
Colletotrichum godetiae is the source of this 1452-nucleotide messenger RNA. Its product is annotated as ricin-type beta-trefoil lectin domain-containing protein. The transcript has 2 exons. The coding region runs from base 1 to 1452 and encodes 483 amino acids. The record is from RefSeq and is a predicted model, not a curated record. NCBI's taxonomy places the organism in Eukaryota, Fungi, Ascomycota, Sordariomycetes, Glomerellales, Glomerellaceae.